This is a messenger RNA of Mizuhopecten yessoensis (Yesso scallop), 2524 nucleotides long. RefSeq names its product N-alpha-acetyltransferase 35, NatC auxiliary subunit-like. The record is from RefSeq and is a predicted model, not a curated record. The coding region runs from base 202 to 2382 and encodes 726 amino acids. Lineage: Eukaryota; Metazoa; Mollusca; Bivalvia; Pectinida; Pectinidae. Gene Ontology annotation, cellular component: NatC complex. Gene Ontology annotation, biological process: N-terminal peptidyl-methionine acetylation. The transcript has 21 exons.
AAUAUUACAUUGUUUGGUGAACUUUGCGUUAUUGACAUUAAGUAAUGCUGCUUUUGUUACAAAUCUGGUUAGAUUUGUAAACACCAACCUGUUCUAUUUUGCACAGAAAUCCACCGAACGGAGACGGGUUGACUACUGACUCCGACAACUUUAUAACCUGGCGAGAUACAACAGCCUGCUGUACUGACCAACUAAAUCCUGAUGGAGACAAAAGAGGAAACAGCCAUGGAUAACAGACCAACCUAUAACUGGGUAGAUAUCACUCAGGAGUUUGUAGAGGCGUCAUCAGACCUUCAGCUCGGGGAACUCCUACAUGAUUCCACAUUCGGGUUGUUUGAAGCAAUGUCUGCUAUAGAAAUGAUGGACUCUAAGAUGGAUGCUGGUAUGCUGUGUAAUCAAAUCCAAAGGAAAGUGCUUAACUUCUCUGAUAGUACAGAGUCGGGACAGUUGAAGAUCAAAGAGCUGAGUAUACCUGAGCUGAUAGGUGUCAUGGAUGCUACAAUGGCAUGUAUGGUGACGUGGCUGGAAGGUCACUCCCUGGCCCAGACAGUGUUUACAAACCUGUACCUACACAACCCAUAUGUAAUAGAGGACCGAUGUCUUAAGGCCUUCAGCCUUUGUACUCUCAAAAUAGUCGACCACAUACGCGAUCGUGUCAACAGAGCUGGUGUUUUUGAAGAGGAAGAUUUCCAGACGAUGACCUAUGGGUUUAAGAUGGCAGGAGACGUUACUGAUGUACGGGUGACGGGUAUGAUGAAGGAGUUGGAAGAAGAUCUUCACAGAACUCUUAAGACAACAAGGAGUAAACAGGGUGAAGAAAGAGAUGCAGAAACAGAAAAGGAGCACUUCCUUACAAGUACAUUGUUCUCCAGAGUAAAGUUCCACCGCCUGUUUUAUGCUAUGCUGUUGUCAUUUAGUAAAGAGAAGAUGGAGGAUUUCAUUAUGGGGCGAGCUGUGCUGACUUGUGAAGGAAUACCCCAGUCCCAAAAGAUAGUCGUACAACUCCAGGAACUGAUCCCCACAAUCAGGGACACUCUGCCUGUUGGUGUACAACCUGAACAGAAGGAGCUCAGUAAAAAUGACUACCCAACCAUUAUGGGGUUUGAGCCCCUGGUGAACCAGAGGUUGCUCCCGCCCACAUUCCCGCGCUACACCAUCAUUAAGAGUCGUGAGGCGGCCCUGGAGUAUAUGGAGACCCUUCUCAACCGUCUCAUGGUGGUCACCACCGUCCCACAGAUGACAUCAUUGCACACGGUGCUGGACACCUUUAAAGACUUUAGUAAGACAUCCCCCUGUGUUUUGUCAAGGUCAAUUUUACAGUUGACACUGUUGCCUCCCAAUAAGCGAGUGUUUGGAGUGAAUUCCAUUGUUGACUUUCUCAAGGAAACCAUCAGAGGCUUCAUAGCACCACCUGCUCUCAGUCCCAAAUCAUCCCUGUUCAAUAAUCCCCAGGCUAAAACUUAUGUAGACGCUUGGUUCAUGCAGGCCGUGAGACCGAUAUGUACCCUGAUUCAGACAACUGGCCACAACCGGGCACGGCAAAGAGACAAGUGGGGACAUCUACUGGAGGAUCUGUCUGCUCUUCAGGAGGAGGCUGACAAAGUGGAUGCAUACUUACACCAGCAAUUGGUUAAGACAGAGCCAAACAGACAACAUCUGGCGUGUCUAGGUAACUGGGUACUGUACCAUACUCUACAGGCUAUGAUCAGCUACCUCCUGUCUGGAUUUGAGCUGGAGCUGUAUGCUCCUUACGAAUACCACUACAUAUUCUGGUACCUUUAUGAGAUGCUGUAUUCAUGGUUAAUAAAUACUCUACACCGAGCAGAUAACUUUCUUUUGGAACAUGAAACAAUAGCAGACAAUCAACAGAAAGGCCGAAACAACAAAAAGAACAAGAAAAAAAAGAGGACAAAGACGUUGAACAAAGAAAUAACCAUGGCACAGGCAGAACAACAUAUGUUUGGAGGUUACUAUAAGGCUGUCCUUGGACUACGACUGGAUGGUAAGCUGGUGUACCCUUCCUUUGAGUUUGACAGUGAGGAGGUGCAGUACUCCCAUCGCUUCCUCCCCUUCACGACGGUGUCCACACCUCCUUACAUACACUACGCCCAGUACAAGGAGAUGUCAGACUUGAAACGGUACGAGCCAGAGGCCUCGGCCCAGAGUUUAUACACAGCGUCUUGUAAAUGUUUCCACCAAGCCAAGGCUCUUCUGGAGAGUAUGUCCACUGCCAAUGAGGAGAUUCAGACACUGAUCAAAGUAGCGAAGACCAACUUUGUAGUGAUGAAGCUGUUGAUGGGAGGACACAAGAAAGAUAGUAAUGAGCCGCCAGACUUUGACUUUAGCCAACACAAAGUAUACCCUGUGAUGAAGCUGAUGUAAGGAUGCAAGAAUUGUGGUGUGAGAGAAUAUUUCUGUGUGUGAUACUAUUACAGCAGUCCUAUAACUGUAGGACUUUGCGACAUUUAUAUAUUGUAAAGCAUUCUAUUUGGUGUUUUUGACAAUAAAUUAUUACAAAAAGGUA